GCAAAAGCAGGUGCUCGGGUUGCGCAGCCCUCCAGAAUGCUCCUGGGUUUGAGCGAGGAGCUGAGGUGAGAGUGUCUGUCCUUCAAGUCGUCGGAACGCACGCUGCCUGUUUAGACUUGAUGAAAAAGGGAUUAUUGUGAAUCAGGAGCUCAGAAAAACCGGAAAGAUGGUGCACCACUCGUGUUCCAUUCAGUCCUUUAAGCAGCAAAAAGGAAUGCACACGAGUAUCAGUGAAAUCAUUAAAGACAAGACACUGAGGCCAUCCAGGAGAAGCAUGCCCUGCCUGGCUCAGAGCCAGACUCACCCCCAAAAUCUGAACAAACUAUCUCUGCACCAGCCCAGUCAGACCCAGCUGCAGACGAAGAGUGCCGAGCCCUCCUCCGUCAACAUCUCCUGUGAGAAAGAUGGAGGAAAGGAUGUGUAUAUAGAUGAAUCGGAACAAGGAAACUACGACUCCCGGACGGAUCAGUCCCUCUUGAUCCAAAAAACGUUGAACCGUCCAAAGCUGGAAGGCCGCACAGAGUCCUUAGAGGAUAACAACCCAACUGCACCAUCAGGCCUGUUCUUUAGGGAUGGGAAGAAGCGCAUUGACUACAUCGUAGUUUACAAGAAGUCCAGCCUGCAAGUGGAGAAGAGAUGCACCUUUGAGAAGAACCUGCGAGCAGAAGGGCUAAUGCUGGAAAAAGAGCCAUCUUUGACAAACAGUGACAUCAUGUUUGUUAAAAUCCACGUUCCCUGGGAGACGCUUUGUAAAUAUGCAGAUCAGCUGAACAUCAGGAUGCCAUUCAGGAAAAAAUGUUAUUUCACUGAUUGGAAGAGCAAAUCGAUGGGCAGGUUUCAGCACAACCUGAGACAGCUGAAGAGCUGGCUGCCGAGGAACCCCAUGAAGCUCGAUAAAGAAGCCCUGCCUGACCUGGAGGAGACAGACUGCUACACUGCACCUUUCAGCCGUGCACGCAUGCACCAUUUUACAAUCAACAACAAAGAAACCUUCUUCAGUAAUUCUACAAGGAGUAGGAUAGUCCAUCACAUGCUGCAGAGGACAAAGUAUGAAGAUGGGAAAUCAAAAAUGGGUAUAAACCGAUUACUUGGCAAUGGGACAUAUGAAGCUGCCUUUCCUCCUCAUGAGGGCAGCUACAAAAGCAGACAUCCAAUCAAAACUCAUGGAGCUCAGAAUCACAGACACCUGCUCUAUGAGAGGUGGGCAAGGUGGGGAAUGUGGUACAAGUACCAGCCGUUGGAUUUAAUAAGACGGUACUUCGGGGAGAAGAUCGGCUUGUAUUUCGCCUGGUUGGGGUGGUACACUGGCAUGCUGAUCCCUGCUGCUCUCGUUGGGCUGUUUGUCUUUCUCUACGGGCUCUUCACGAUGGACUCAAGCCAGGUCAGCAAGGAGAUCUGUGACGCGAAUGACACUGUCAUGUGCCCUAUGUGUGAACGCAACUGUUCAUUCUGGAAGCUCAGUGAUAGCUGUGUGUAUGCAAAGGUUACACAUCUUUUUGAUAACGGAGGAACUGUCUUCUUUGCAAUUUUUUUUAUGGCGAUAUGGGCCACCGUGUUUCUGGAGUUUUGGAAAAGGCGACGGGCAGAACUCACUUAUGACUGGGACCUCAUUGACUUGGAAGAAGAGGAGGAGGAGCUGCGUCCCCAGUUUGAAGCCAAGUAUUCCAAGGUGGAGAGAGUCAAUCCAAUCUCUGGGAAGCCGGAGCCCUUCCAGCCCUUCACUGACAAGCUGAGCCGACUCAUGGUAUCUGUCUCAGGAAUAUUCCUCAUGAUUUCCCUGGUGGUCACCGCAGUGUUCGCAGUGGUUGUGUACCGGCUGGUUGCCAAGGAGCAGUUUGCCUCAUUCGAAUGGGAGUUUGUCAAGAAGAACUGGCAGUUUGCGACUUCAGGAACUGGAGUCUGUAUCAACUUCAUGAUCAUCAUGUCACUCAACGUGGUAUAUGAAAAAGUUGCAUACCUCCUUACAAAUUUAGAGCACCCCCGUACAGAAUCGGAAUGGGAGAACAGCUUUGCUCUCAAAAUGUUCUUGUUCCAGUUUGUCAACUUGAACAGCUCCAUCUUUUAUAUUGCUUUCUUCCUGGGAAGGUUUGCCGGUCGGCCAGGGAAGUAUAACAAACUAUUUGAGAGAUGGAGGUUAGAAGAGUGUCAUCCUAGUGGCUGCUUAAUAGACCUCUGUAUGCAGAUGGGCAUCAUCAUGGUUUUAAAGCAAAUCUGGAACAAUUUUAUGGAGCUCGGUUAUCCGCUGCUGCAGAACUGGUGGUCCCGGAGGAAGAUUAAGAAGGGGAGUCCCAGGCAGAGUAUGGAAAACAAAGGGAUUCUACCGCAGUGGGUUGAGGACUGGAACCUGCUGCCCAUGAAUCCACACGGCCUGGUGGAUGAGUACUUGGAAAUGGUGUUGCAGUUUGGUUUCACCACGAUCUUCGUGGCAGCCUUCCCCUUGGCGCCUCUGCUGGCUCUGCUCAACAACAUCAUAGAAAUUCGUCUGGAUGCCUAUAAGUUCGUCACACAAUGGAGACGACCAAUGCCAGCCAGGGCUACAGACAUAGGUAUUUGGUAUGGAAUUCUUGAAGGGAUAGGAGUCCUCGCCGUGAUAACCAAUGCGUUUGUGAUAGCCAUUACCUCAGACUACAUUCCUCGAUUCGUCUAUGCAUUCAAAUACGGACCCUGUGUGGACCAGGGCUACAGGCAUGAAAAGUGUUUGAGAGGCUAUGUGAACAGCAGUUUAUCAUGGUUCAACAUGGCGGAGCUGGGCAAUGGAAAUUCAGGCUAUUGUAGGUAUCGGGAUUACCGGGCCCCGCCCUGGGGUUCCCCGCCCUAUGACUUCACUCUGCAGUUCUGGCAUGUGCUGGCAGCCCGCCUUGCUUUCAUUAUCGUCUUUGAGCACCUGGUGUUCGGGAUAAAAUCCUUCAUCGCCUACCUAAUCCCGGACAUACCCAAAGACCUGUGUGACCGAAUGAGGCGGGAGAAGUACUUGGUCCAGGAGAUGAUGUACGAGGCAGAGCUGGAGCACCUACAGAAGGAGAGGAAGAAGAACGGCAAGCGCUACCACCACGAAUGGCCUUAGCAUUGCACCCGCAAAGCAGCUGUGCACGUGAACAGCACGGGACUUGAACAGCACCAGAGAAGAGAAAGAAGAGCUGGAAUCCAAUGGGAAGCACCUUGUCUUGGAAACCACAUUCACGUCCGAUCAGGAGUGUAUCCGCAAAAGGGCAAUUACCCAAGCAUGACGCGGAAGGCAGUGCAGAGAUUUUAUUUUACUUCUGAUGCGUGUUUUUGAGAAAGUAAAUAUAUAGACAGUAUGUACUGAAAAGCAUACAUUUGCAAUGAGCAUCUGUGUAUUAUAAACAGCCACUUGGUGUAAACAGAGCAGUUUGACAAUUAGCCAGACUUUGUAAAUUAAAAUUUAAAAAACAGUUUGAAAGCUGCUUAGACGCUUGUGACUUCACAUUGCGCUAAUGGCCCGGUGUUUGAUGCUAGCUCUCCCAUAAGCUUGGUCCCUCAGGACUUGUCCUGUUUGUGCAGUCUGAAUGCUACAAAGAGUAAUCUUAAUGUCUACUAUGCAGAUCAAGGACUGUACAUCACCAUAAUAUACUUUUCAUGUAAUUUACAACAUGGAAAAAAAUGCAGCUGUUUAAAAUGACCCAAAGACUUGUAUUGCAGCACACAGUAAUAUCUGCUUUAUAAAUAAUUAAAAAUUGAAAUUUGCUUUUAAAUAUAUAUAUAUAUAUGACAUUGACAAUAUCAUAUGGUCUUUACAAUUUAUACUGUAUCAUGUUUUCCCAUGCAUUUCCAUUAAAAUAAACCCUAAAAAUAUAAAUGAACACAAAGAAGCACAUAUGUUAUUUUUGUGGUGAUGUACAGUUCUUUUUUUUCUUUGAGUCUGUUAGAAUCCAGCAGCAGAUAAUUCUUCAGUUGAAGUUAUUCCUGCAUUCAGCUUGAUGUUGAUUCUGAAAACAGUCCCGUUUUCUUGUCCGAACCGUUAUCAAGUGUUUGUUACCAGCUGUGACCAAGAAGGCUGGUUUCAUCCAGAAACAGAAUCAAGGCAUAAUGAAGGUGAUAUUUUUCAAAGGAUGUACAGUAGGAAUGGGAAGAUUACUUAGAAACCUUUCUCUGCUCCCAGGAUGGCAUGUCAUUCAGGUGUACAGUACAUACAUUUGUCAGAUUCACUGUUUGCCUUCAGGCGGGGUUUACCACUUUUUGGCUGAAAAAUCAUGAGUCUUGCCUUAUUAGAGAUCCGUCUGCUAAGAAAAACAUAUCGCUGUGAAAUAGCAGCCUCUAUAAUGCAUCCUCAAUGCUACAUUUAGAAGAGGGGAUCUCUGUACUGUCUUAAAAACAAUGUUGACGUCAUUAUAUUUCAGACGUUGGCAGGUGUCUAAAGUACGAGACUCUUACUGACAAUAGGUUUUUUUCAACAAUCCAAAACUUAAAAACUUUGCAUUUUCUCAAAAGCAGAGAAUACACAGUGAGGACAUACAUAGGGGGUGUCACUAGAUAAUUUAUUUGAUCAGAGUGAUCUGACUUUGUCUACUAGAGAGAUGCAGUCAACUGAGGCUGGCUCAACGAAGCUUUGAAGUCCCAGUCCCGGUGGCAGAUGGAAAUGCAGCUCUUCAAAAUAUAUGUACAUCUUUGUAUAAAGAUACAUAACUUUCUAAGGAUGAUUGAGGGAUGUUUUUCCAACAGCUUUGCUAGGAUUACUCAUUUAUAUUGAAUGUCAAUAGAUUCAGAACUAGCUCUUCAGGUGUCAUGUGUUUUGAUUUGAUACAGCUUUGUCUCAAAGUCUGUGCUGCUCCCUAACCUGUUCUUAGGGUUGUGUUCUUUUAUUCCCAGCUGUUCACGGUUAACGUCGAGGCAGGCACUGAUCUAGGCGCUGUUGCAAUAAGUCAGCUUAACAAGUAGUGUGUUGUUGCAUUUCUAGUUCUGGUAAGAAGUUUGAAAAAAUUACACUGUGUGUAAAAAAAGAUUGUUAGUGCAAAGAUGAAAUGUAUACUGUAGUGCACAAAAGUAUUGAUACCCUUCUGUCUUGGAGCACAUUUUUUAUGCUUAAUGCUCAAAAUUGACAUUUGCUCAUGGUCAUAACAUUGAUGUGAAUUGGAGUGCCAAUACUUUCAGGGAUCACUACAUAUAUGUACGUAAAAUGCAUUUUACCUAUAAAAAAAAAGAAGCUUUCAAUGUCCUCAGGAAUUCGAGUAUGUUGAGUAAUGAUAGCUGCAAAACGUAUUUUCUAAAACCUUAAACAAAAUGUAUCGAGCACCUAGCUUUUUACAAAUCGCGUUUGCAUGUCUUAGAUGUGUUUGUGAAUUCUGCAGAAGAAAAGGCCUAUUAGCAUGCCGUCUCAGAAUAAUUCAACAAAAAAAAAAAAAAUUGAAAGCAUGUUCAAAAAAAGUCUUGCUAUGGUCAGCAGAACUGCAAAUAUUCAGAAGGUCAUGUCUGCUCAUAUUAUGAAUGGUUCCAUGUUAUUAAUUGUCAAUGCCCCAGUGGAUUACAUUAGUGGAAGCCCCUUGCAAAUGAAAACUGAACCAUACACUGCAUGCAAAAAGUUAAAGAAGC
Messenger RNA from Polyodon spathula (Mississippi paddlefish), 5547 nucleotides. Its product is annotated as anoctamin-3-like. NCBI's taxonomy places the organism in Eukaryota, Metazoa, Chordata, Actinopteri, Acipenseriformes, Polyodontidae. Gene Ontology annotation, molecular function: protein dimerization activity; chloride channel activity. Gene Ontology annotation, cellular component: plasma membrane. The record is from RefSeq and is a predicted model, not a curated record. Gene Ontology annotation, biological process: chloride transmembrane transport.